Filobasidium floriforme is the source of this 1599-nucleotide messenger RNA. Its product is annotated as seryl-tRNA synthetase. Gene Ontology annotation, biological process: mitochondrial seryl-tRNA aminoacylation. The coding region runs from base 1 to 1599 and encodes 532 amino acids. Gene Ontology annotation, cellular component: mitochondrion. The transcript is spliced from 4 exons. Lineage: Eukaryota; Fungi; Basidiomycota; Tremellomycetes; Filobasidiales; Filobasidiaceae. Gene Ontology annotation, molecular function: tRNA binding; ATP binding; serine-tRNA ligase activity. The record is from RefSeq and is a predicted model, not a curated record.
AUGAAAUUUCCUAACUCAGGAUGCCAUAAAUGUUUACGACAAGCUAUCCGGUGGAACGAGAUCGGUCAAGUUAGGACCGCAUCCUAUGCCUCGAAUCCCAAUGCGAUAUACCCACUGCCUCCUCCAGCUCGGCCCUCUCCACCUUCAGUACCCUCAAGUUCAGCUAAACAGCCUAAACAAGCGGAUACCAAGCCGGUGGUGAACAACGAGAUCGUCUCGACGUUGCCUAAACCCAGGUUAGACUAUCGCAGGAUAGCCGAAGAGCAGAAAGCGGUUACACUCAAUCACAUCCUCCGGAACGCACCAUGCACUCCGGACACGGUCUUUCACAUCACGCGGUUGUACGAGACCUCGAUAUCGCUACAUCGCAAGCUCGAUUCCGUCCGGGCAAAGCAGCGGGACGUGGGGAACUUGAUCAAAGCUGGAGGCGGCGACGAGGCGGUCCGUCAGGCCAAGAAACUCAAGCUCAAGAUUGUCGAGUAUGAAAAGAUCUGGGAAGAGACGGAUAAGGAGCUAUUGGAGCUGGGCUUGAUGUUGCCUAACGAGACCCACCCUGCAACACCGGUCGGAAAGGAGAAGGAGGCUAUCGAACUGGAAAGGUUCGGCCCGGAGCCGGUCGCUGCAGACAAGCGGAGAGAUCAUCUCGAUAUCGCUACCCGCUGGGGUUGGGUUGACACGGCGGCAUCAGCGACGGCUUCAGGCACGUCAUGGCCUUACCUGAAAGGUCAUCUCGCGCUUCUGGAGCAGGCUGUCAUUCAAUACGCCCUGAGCAUCGCCGUGAAGAAAGGCUGGACACCAAUUGCCACGCCGGACGUGGUCAAGGAGGACGUCAUGGCGCGAUGCGGUUUCCAACCCAGAGACGGGGCCGGCCAGACGUAUUACCUCUCCACAACCCCACCCAAUUCGGACCCUGAUGCACAACCCGUCACCCAGUCUCAAGCCAACUUGGUCUUGGCCGCCACCGCUGAGAUCCCACUCGCAGCUCUAUCGGCGAACAAGAUCAUCCCAUACCAAUCCUUGCCCUUGAAAUACGUCGGUGUAGGCAAGGCGUUCCGAGCCGAAGCGGGAGCAAGGGGCGCGGACACGAGAGGUCUUUAUCGGUUACAUCAGUUUCAGAAGAUCGAGCUUUUUGCAGUGACCGAGGGCGAGAAGCAGGUUAGCGAGGGGAUGAUGGAGGAGAUGAGGGAGAUCCAGAAAGAGCUGUAUACCAGUUUGGGGUUGAGCGUCCGCGUGCUGGAUAUGCCUACGGAGGAAUUGGGCGCCCCUGCCUAUCGUAAAUAUGACAUGGAAGCUUGGAUGCCGGGACGAGACGGAUGGGGCGAGAUCUCAUCGACCUCGAACUGUACCGACUUCCAAGCUCGAAGGCUGCAUAUUCGACACCGACCGCGUCCGGAUAAUACAGACUCCACUAUCCCGUUCGCUCAUACCUUAAACGGCACAUGCGCGGCCAUUCCGCGGUUACUCGUAGCUUUGUUGGAGACUGGAGCCGUGAUCGGUGAAGAUGGGGAAGUCACCGGUCUCCGCCUUCCUGUGGUCCUCGAGCGAUUCUGGAUAGGCGGAGAAUCGAUCGACGGGAAGGCCGCCAUACAAUGGAGUUGA